AUGGCGUCGCGUUUGGUCAAAAGCGCCCUGGGCGCUGCCCGGGUUCGCCCAACUCUCCCUAUCCGCUCCACGAUCCCGGCAAUUUCCACCACCUUCUCGACCUCGAGCUCGCGCUUCUCCGAGAAUGUCCCUCAGAAAGAGCCAAAGGCUGUGGCCACAUCGAUCUUGGAUGGACUCCCAGGCAACAGUGUUGCGGCUAAGACCGCCAUUCUGUCCGCCGGUGCUGGUUUGUCAGUUGCAGCUAUCAGCAACGAGAUUUACGUCGUCAACGAAGAGACCAUCGUCAUGGUCGCGCUUCUCACUGUCUACUACGCCAUGUUCACUUACGGAGGACCUGCAUACAAGCAAUGGGCGGACAGCCAGACCGAGAAGUUCAAGAACAUCCUGAACUCGGCACGAGCCGACCACACCAAUGCCGUCAAGUCUCGCAUUGAGAACGUCAAGGACCUCAGCGGUGUCAUUGAUGUCACCAAGAAUCUCUUCGAGGUCAGCAAGGAGACCGCCAAACUCGAGGCGCAGGCUUUCGAGUUGGAGCAGAAGACUGCCAUCGCUCACGAGGCCAAGUCCGUCCUGGACUCAUGGGUUCGUUACGAAGGCCAAGUCAAGGCCAGACAACAACAGGAAUUGGCCCAAUCCAUCAUCACGAAGAUCAACAAGGAACUUGACAACCCCAAAUUCUUGGACCAGGUCCUCAAGCAGAGUGUCGCUGAUGUCGAACGUGAGUUGUGUCGUCUGCUUUUAUUGUGCAGACAUGAGCUAAUCCGAUUCUCAGGCAUUGUGUCGCAAAAGGCAUAAAUGAGUCACGUGACUGACUGAAGCAAGCCAUACCGCAGAAAGCGCUGUAUAUAAGUUGACUUUUGCAAAGCUCGGUCUGAAUCAAUAGUUUCCUUUGUCGUUCUGCUGAUAGAUGAUCCCGACCUUGGAAAUAUUGGAUCGACUCCUCUUAUUCUCAUCCAUGUGUUGUGCCUGUCACAGUCAAUGCU
Molecule: messenger RNA, 983 nt
Organism: Dissoconium aciculare CBS 342.82
Lineage: Eukaryota; Fungi; Ascomycota; Dothideomycetes; Mycosphaerellales; Dissoconiaceae
Product: NONE-like protein
Exons: 2
Coding region: 1-795 (264 amino acids)
Biological process (GO): proton motive force-driven ATP synthesis
Molecular function (GO): proton transmembrane transporter activity
Source: RefSeq, a predicted model, not a curated record